Messenger RNA from Coniosporium apollinis CBS 100218, 1377 nucleotides. RefSeq names its product 2-oxoisovalerate dehydrogenase E1 component, alpha subunit. NCBI's taxonomy places the organism in Eukaryota, Fungi, Ascomycota, Dothideomycetes. Bases 1 to 1377 code for a protein of 458 amino acids. Gene Ontology annotation, biological process: branched-chain amino acid catabolic process. The transcript has 2 exons. The record is from RefSeq and is a predicted model, not a curated record. Gene Ontology annotation, molecular function: oxidoreductase activity, acting on the aldehyde or oxo group of donors, disulfide as acceptor.
AUGUCUCUGCGGGAUGUAGUACGAAGAGCGACACCGCGAGGGUUGCGCCCCCGCAAGCCAACAUCACCCUGCACCGCCCAACGAUUCUCCCCACAGUGGCAGCGAUGGAGCUCUAUUUCUCAGCGGCCAGGCUCCGAUCAUGUGCAUUUCCCCGGCGCAGUCAACAGCAAGUUCACCACUACCCUCGACUACGAGCGGCCCUCCGAGAAGCCCGCCAUGCCUACAUACCGAUACAUGGACCAAGACGGCGCCAUAGUAGACAAGAACAGGGAGCCCAUCGACAUCUCCGAUGAGGAGGCUAUCAAGAUGUACAAAGACAUGCUCACAGUUAGCAUCAUGGACCUCAUCAUGUUCGACGCCCAGCGACAAGGCCGGCUAAGUUUCUACAUGGUCUCUGCCGGCGAAGAGGGCAUAGCCGUCGGGUCGGCCGCCGCGCUGAACCCGUCGGACGUCAUCUUCGCGCAGUACCGCGAGACGGGCGUCUUCCAACAGCGGGGGUUCAGCCUCGACGAGUUCAUGAGCCAGCUGUUCGCGAACUGCAAAGACUAUGGCCAGGGACGUAACAUGCCGGUCCACUAUGGGAGUCGGAAGCACAACAUUCACACCAUCUCCUCUCCGCUCGCGACACAGAUCCCGCAUGCAGCCGGCGCGGCUUAUGCGCUCAAGCUCCAGGCGGCGCAGAACCCGAACGAGGAACCCCGCAUUGUGGCGUGCUACUUCGGCGAAGGCGCUGCCAGCGAGGGAGACUUCCAUGCCGCGCUAAACAUCGCGGCUACGCGAAACUGUCCUGUCGUAUUCAUCUGCCGGAACAACGGGUAUGCGAUCAGCACGCCGACACUUGAGCAGUAUCGCGGGGACGGCAUUGCAAGCAGAGGCGUUGGGUACGGCAUCGAGACCAUCAGGGUCGAUGGCAACGACAUCUUCGCUGUGCAUGAGGUGACGAAAGAGGCGCGGCGCCGGGCGCUCGACGGCGGCGGGAAGCCGAUUCUGAUAGAAGCGAUGUCGUACCGGGUUUCGCAUCACAGCACUUCUGACGAUAGCUUUGCGUAUCGCGCCAAAGUCGAAGUCGAGGAUUGGAAACGGCGGGACAACCCCAUCACACGGCUAAGGAAGCAUCUAGAGAGUAAGGGGGCGUGGAACGAGGACAAAGAGAAGGAGGCGAGGAGCUCUAUCCGGAAGGAUGUGUUGGCUGCCUUCAAUCGAGCCGAAAAGGAGAAGAGGCCGGCACUGAGGAACAUGAUGGAGGGCGUGUACGCGGAGCUGACGGAAGAGCAGGAAGCGCAGAUAAGGCAGCUGAGGGACAUCAUCGAGCGAUACCCUGAUGAGUACGAUGUAUCGGAAUUUGAGGGUGGCCUUGAUGGACUCGGUGUUAAGUGA